AUGGUGGGCCUCCAAAGUUGAUCCGUCUGCCAGCCAGUACCUGGAGGAGGCAGUACCAAGUACUCGGAUACAUUUCCCUAUAAGUCCAUAGGCUUAACACUAGCUAGAGACUUCUAGAGAUAUUUUGUAUGCCAGAUAAGGCCGUCGCAUACCAGAUAAGGCCGCAAUGGCCGUUCAACGUUACGUGGGGAAAUUGGAGAAAUCUAAAGACUUUUUUCUCUCUGACGUCUCCACUCCGCAACUGGCAAGCGUUGUUAGCAUUGGCUCGUGUCGUCGUAAAUAAGAUUUGUUUGACGGAUAUUCCGUUAGUUGAGUGUGUUGUUGUAAUUUCUGAGGCUGUAUGAGUUGGACGGAAUGGCGCCAUCCCGCCAAGUGCGAAAUCGGCGGUGUAGUGUGAAGGGUUGUGGAAAAACAAAGGCUGAUUGUCAUUUGUCCCGAUCUCAACUUCUUCCAUGUUCCGAAAAACCGUGUCAAGAGACUUGGUUGGGUGGCUGUCCUAGAAGAUGGCUUGGCGGACAAGCAGGUUGACGAAGCACUUGUGUGUAGCUGCUACUUCAACCCUCAAGAUCUUUUGCUUGGAGAAAGGGCUAGAACGUCACCACAUGCCGUACCGUCAAUAGCAGUCGUGGAAGGUCGUCGUGUAGCGCGGCGCUCCGCCAGCUGCUGUGCUGGGGUUGGCGGCGCUCAGCAGCUACCAGCUGAUGCAGCGCGCCGUGCUCGCUCGCCGCGGCGCAGUGUUUAUAGCGCGUGCGCCGGGCGCUGACGGCAGUCGUCUGGCAGCGACAGCUCUGCCGGUGACGGCACACGCUGCUGCUGCAGAAACUGGACAAGGGCCUGCUUGGGCUCCUGGUCCUGGAUCGGUACGCCGGCUCAGUCACCUGAUGACGGCGGCGCACAGCGUGACCUACCCGCCCUACAGCCGGCCCAGCAGGCGGACGGAGAGGCCCGCCCGGGCCCAGUGCCGCACGGAGAGGCGGUGGCGCUGGAGGCCAACACCCCGGCUCGCGACCUGUAGCUGACGGUGCUGGAGCCGCGAGUCACCGUGUUGGCUGGCCAUGGAGACUUGGAAAAGGCCGGUGAGGUGCGUCUCCAGCUGCGCUGUCAGACGAUCCAGUGGAACGAGCAGCAGCCCAUGUACCCGUCCCGGCUGUGCCGGUGUGUCUCCCAGCUUGAGCGGCGCCGGCCGACCGCUGCGCUGCUCUACAACUGCCACGUCCACACACGAUGCACGGUGACGGCUGACCAGGCGGUGCUGGUCUCGACCGCGGCCGACGGCCAGCCCGCCCAGGAGCACCAGGUCGCCUCGCUCUCCUCAGCCUCGGUCUACUGGAAGGCGCUGCUGGCGCCGGCCCUGUGGGCCGGCUCCCAGCACCCGCUCACAGAGCAGGUGUGCCACGCCGACUGGCUGCACUGCGCCGACGACCGGGGGACCGCCGGCGCUGAGCCGGCCGGCUCGCAGCUGGACCUGCCACUAGAGACGGACCUGUGCGACCUGGACGUGCGGCUGUGUCAGACCGGCUGGUGCUGGGCCGGCGCCGCCCGGUGCGCUGUCAGGUGGACGGCCGGCCCGUGCUGGCCGCGCCCCAGGCGGCCGACGCGCCGGCUCCCGGCGGCGGCGGCGAGCGGGCGGUACGGGCGCUGCUGCAGCUGCCGACAGCUGCCGCCGCCGCGGACAGCUGCCCGCUGCUGGUGGUCGUCUCCGAGCCGGCCCUGCUCUGCUGGCAGCCGGCACUGCUGCUCUGGCUGUCCCUGGCCACUCAGCUGGCCAGCAGCUGAGUGGCCCGGCGCCGCCGCCACUACCCCAGCCGCCCGAGCCGCCGCCGCCGCCGCCAUGGAUGUGCCCCGGCCGCAAGGACACUCGGGUACCUCGCGAUCGGCACGGAGCCACACCACGGAGAGGAACCUACCCGCAGUGUCACCCAACACCUCCGCUGCGGCGGCCGUCUCCCCCACUCCGCCGGCGCCGCCCGCCGCUCCGACUUUGGCCUGGCUGCCGGCCCUGGAGCGUCUGGAGGUGCGCCUUCAGAUCAGCGCGGUCACCGUCACCGUUCCGGCCGGUCCAGAGAGCGGCGGCGGGGCGGCCGGGGACGCGGAGCGGACGGCGGACCCGCUCCCGGCCGCGGCCGGCCACCACCCGGCGCCGGUACCGGGCCGGGUCCGCAGCAGCAGCGACUCGGGCCACCGGUACUGCCUGCACGGACAGCUGGUCUCUGUGCUGCCGUCAGUCCGACUGGACAGCGCUGCGCUCAAAUCGGCCGCCCUGCCGACAGUGCCGGAGGUGCCCGUCCGACUCACCAGACCUUCAGCGGCCGCAGCCGGCUCCCAGCUGCGCUCGCCGAGCUAGACGCAGCAGGUGAUGUCGCCGUCGGUCGUGGUGCGCGACUGUGCGUCCAUCCCGUGUCCAACGCCCCCCCCCCCCCCCCCACACCGCGCGCUGCUGCCGGGCCCGCCGUCGUAGUUUUAUGGCCUUGCGCCGUCAGUCGCCAGCUGGUGGUGGCGACCCGUGAUCGCUCGCGUACGUUCGCCGGCGCGCCCAUUGCAGAGAAGGGGUUCGCGCAUGCCCAUUGUAGAGGGGCGCGCCCCUUGCGGAGGCGGUACGCGCUACGCUGUAGACAGUAAUGCUUGUUGGGUAGCCCCUUUGCACAUUGUUUGUUCAUGGAUGUAAAUACAAGUUACAUGACUGAU
Messenger RNA from Amphibalanus amphitrite, 2685 nucleotides. RefSeq names its product potassium/sodium hyperpolarization-activated cyclic nucleotide-gated channel 4-like. The transcript is spliced from 7 exons. Lineage: Eukaryota; Metazoa; Arthropoda; Thecostraca; Balanomorpha; Balanidae. The coding region runs from base 1133 to 2344 and encodes 403 amino acids. The record is from RefSeq and is a predicted model, not a curated record.